Messenger RNA from Pogoniulus pusillus (Red-fronted tinkerbird), 1480 nucleotides. RefSeq names its product serine rich and transmembrane domain containing 1 (gene SERTM1). The transcript is spliced from 3 exons. The coding region runs from base 484 to 807 and encodes 107 amino acids. Gene Ontology annotation, cellular component: intracellular membrane-bounded organelle. The record is from RefSeq and is a predicted model, not a curated record. NCBI's taxonomy places the organism in Eukaryota, Metazoa, Chordata, Aves, Piciformes, Lybiidae.
UGCCACCGCCCCGGGCGGACAGCGCAGCGGGGCCGGGCCGGGGGCGGGCCUGGGGCGGUGCUCCCUCCGAGGCCGCGCGGGACGGCGGUGGGAGCCGGAGCUGGAGCUGCAGCCGGAGCUGGGCAGGGGCGGCGAGAGCUGGGCGCAGAAGGUGGUGAACGGGACUGACCUCAGCGGGGCGGCGAGAGCUGGGCGCAGAAGGUGGAGCUUUCUCAGUAUGCAGCCUCUUUGGCUUUGGGCGUGAUAACUAACCACUUCCUGCACACUGGACAUUUGAUUUGCAUCCCCGUAUCUUCCUGCUUUUCUGAAGAAUAUAAACACUGUCCUGAGCUUGAGUGAUAAAGGAUAAAUUUGAUCACUGCCUGGCUUCUCAUCUCUUCCUUGUGAUGGAAAAAUGGUUGCCUAAAAUAAACCCCUUGUUAUGCCUCUGAGACUGCCUUUGAAUCCGAGCUCUGUUGUGAUUUUUAAAACACAAACCCAAAAAUGUCAGAACUCAACCCUUCAUCUGGAUUUGUAGGAAACAUGGAAAAUGGAACUUUUCUGGAGCUGUAUCCCACAUCCCUUUCAACUUCAGUGGAUUCAUCACCUGGCCGCUUAUCCAAUGUCUAUGUAUAUGUUUCUAUAUUCCUUAGUCUCUUAGCAUUUCUCCUUUUGCUAUUAAUCAUUGCACUUCAGAGGCUGAAAAACAUAAUUUCAUCCAGUUCCUCCUACCCAGAAUAUAACAGUGAUGCUGGAAGUUCUUUCACUAAUUUAGAGGUUUGUAGUAUUUCUUCCCAGCACUCUGCUCUUUCGAACCUCUCUUCAUGAAACUGAAUGAAAGGAAGCACACCGGGAAUGGAAGAGCUUUGUCUGGGUUCUUGGGGAGGUAAUGCAUGCAACAUAUGCCUAAGAAGACUAUUAUGAAGAGACGGUUUUUAAGGUCCCCUUAGUUAGUAGUAGGAGUAUUUUUUUCCUCUUUUCCAGUCUUAAUUUUCCCUUAUAUUGAUGUUCUUUUUCAUUUUGGACAAUGAGCAUUGACACUUGAACAUUGUUUCAUGCCUGUAAUAGUGAUGCUGUCUUUUUUCUCACAUGUACCUUAAGAGUAUUUCUGCCAAAUUGUAAUAUGGUUCUAACUGGAUGUGUCAUUUUUCUGCUCUAGUUGUGACCUGCUCUCUGGUAAUAUCGGUAAUAUGCUGACUACUUUUCUUUCUCCUUUUUCAAUUAUCCAAGGACUUCUGGAUGAAAUUACUGUUGCAAAAGUAUUUUAAAAAUCAGCUUAAAUUCCAAGUUGUAGCUAUUGUUGUUUUCUUUUUUGUUUUCUUUUUAAUUUUCACAUCUUUUUUUCCCCCCAGUAUUUAUUCAUGUUUGUAAAACACAACUACAAUCCAUUUCUUGAAGAACGUAGUUUUUGUUUCUUAGUUCUCCCAACUCGUUCUGUAUAAAGCCUCUGUAUUUCUUGUUUUGAGUCUCCUUGGUUAACUUAUUAAAGCAACUGCAAUAG